GAAGCUCGAUAUACUUGGCAGUUUGGGGCACAAUAGAGUUGAAUUAACAAGAUGGUCAAUCGUACUUGUACAAUGGGGAUAAAAUUCCUUUUCAUCUUUCUUGUUUUCUCCAUCCUUCCUUCCGAGGCUAGAGUGAUUGCAGUUGAUCGCUACGUGUAUUCAGUUCACAUUAUUGAUAAUCUCCCUUACAACGUUCCCUUGGUAAUUCACUGUAAAUCCAGUGAUCGAGAUCGUGGAAAUGAGACCCUUAAAUUCAGCGACGAUUACAACUGGGAAUUCUUCAUGGGAGAUGGUCAAAGAGUUUCCUACUCUUGUCACUUUUGGUGGCUUAAGGGCAGAAAGCAGAAAGAAUUGGUCGUUUUUGAUGUUGAUCUGAUAAAGAAUUAUUGCGUUGAGAGUUCUCAUGCAUGCGGUUGGGUGGUAAAAGAAGAUGGUUUCUACCUCUACAGCAAGCGUGGUGGAGGACCUUUCUACAAAAUGGCGGAUUGGGAUAUCAAAGAAUCUGUAUAAUCAUGAAAAAGUAUCUUGGCAAUGAAGCUUUUUAUUUAUUUAUUUA
Molecule: messenger RNA, 556 nt
Organism: Coffea arabica (coffee)
Lineage: Eukaryota; Viridiplantae; Streptophyta; Magnoliopsida; Gentianales; Rubiaceae
Product: S-protein homolog 1
Source: RefSeq, a predicted model, not a curated record